Molecule: messenger RNA, 4235 nt
Organism: Boleophthalmus pectinirostris (great blue-spotted mudskipper)
Lineage: Eukaryota; Metazoa; Chordata; Actinopteri; Gobiiformes; Gobiidae
Product: rho GTPase-activating protein 18
Exons: 18
Coding region: 356-2530 (724 amino acids)
Biological process (GO): signal transduction; regulation of actin filament polymerization; regulation of small GTPase mediated signal transduction
Cellular component (GO): cytoplasm
Molecular function (GO): GTPase activator activity
Source: RefSeq, a predicted model, not a curated record
CAACCCCGUCUGCAGAUCCCGGGGACAAGCCGAGGAGAGGGAGCAAAGACACAGAGGGAGAAGGACCAAAGAACCGUGCGUAAAACUGCAUGGAAAUAUGACGUCUUCGGGCUAAUUCAGACCUGGUUUAGUCCGGGAAUAGUCUUACUUUUAGACCCUGUUUGGACUUAAAGAUGGAAAACUUGGAAAUAUGAAUUGGGCACGAACGAAGCACAGCAAAGCAAUGGAAGUUCCGUAUAGAUAACUGGACAAUAGAUCUCUCCAAGAAGACAAAGAGAAGGGGAGGUUUGGGAGCGCGCUUUGGAUGUGAACUUUUUACGCACGGAACAACGGGAGAAGUGACGCCAGCGGAAACAUGAACCGGCAGCAGCAGCAGCAGACCCAGGGAGUGGUUUUAACGGGUUACCAUAGCAACGCAGAGCUCCUGCCCAAAAGCGAGGCCCCCGGUGCGCACAGCCGCAAAACGGGUCACUACAUAGUCCAGCAGAACCAAAGCAACAGAUAUGGGCAGAAUAUCCCUGUCGCCAGCCCAAAACUACAUGAGCCACAAUGCACUGAAGCAGAGCUCUCUUCCCGCUCCACUAGUCCCAAACCGGAGCAGUCUGCACUACAUUACCCACGAUCCUCCAGCCCCAGACCACAACAAACACAACCCGCCAUCUCCAAACCUGAGCCGAGUGGACUACAUCACCCGCAAUCCUCUGGGGCUCCUCUGUCCUCCAGUCCCAAACCAGGGUCUAGUCCAAACACUAGACUCAGACCACGGCCGGCCUGUCUGCGAUCCACCUCACAGGACUCUCUGGACGAGCUGGAGAUGGACGAUUACUGGAAAGAAGUGGAGAACAUCACCAGCUCGACCGAUGGAGAGAGGAGGGGAGAGGGAGAGUCACAGGAGGAGGAGCCGAGCAAGACUCCAGAGGAGGGGGAGCAGGAAGAGGCGUGGCUCGUGGAGGCGGGACUUGCUCGACUGUUUGAUGACUCCGCCCCCCACGAUCAAGAGCAGGACGAGGACAGUGCUGCGUUCCUGUCCACUCUGACACGCUCUCAGGCUGCAGCCAUAGAGCGACGCGUGGCCCAGACUCUGAGGAGGAGGAACAGACAGCAUGUACCUGAUGUGAGGGACAUCUUCAGACCUCCAGAACAACACGAAAAGGAGUUGGUGAAGACGAGUGAAGUGAAUGGAGAGAGUGAUAAAGAGAAGAAAGACGUCUCCUCUACCACUGAGGCUGACACAGAGCUGAAUGUUGAAGUGGCCUUUUCUGAACAGGCUUUAAACUACAAAGAGAACCACCAAGGCCCCAUACAGAGAAACAGCAUCCACGCAGAUGACAAACUACCAAAUUUCAAGUUACUUCGAGAUAAAACGGGCCAGACCAGAAUUGGAGACUUAUCACCACAGGAUAUGAAAAAGGUGCAGCGCUUGGUUCUGGUGGAGAUGACGGCUCUGUUUGACACAGCAGGGAUCGACAUCAAGGCUCAGAAGCCAGUUAAGAUCAGGGCAAGAGAAAGCGGACUGUUCGGAGUCCCUCUCAUUACUUUACUGGAGCAGGACCAAAAGAGGAUCCCAGGAACCAAAGUGCCAAUCAUCCUACAGAGACUGAUCAGUCACAUCGAGGAGGAGGGUCUCGACACCGAGGGACUGCUCAGGAUCCCAGGAGCCGCCACAAGGGUCAAGGCUUUGUGCCAGGAUCUGGAGUCCUCCUUCUACGAUGGCCGUUUUUCCUGGGGUCAGUUAAAGCAGCAUGACGCGGCCAGUUUAUUAAAGCUGCUGAUCAGAGAACUGCCCCUCCCCCUGCUCAGCGUGGAGCACCUCAACGCCUUCAUCGCCGUCAACAAGCUUCCCACUAAAAAGCAGCAGCUACAAGCUCUGAAUCUCCUGGUGCUGCUGCUGCCAGAGCCCAACAGAGACACACUCAAGGCUCUGGUGGAGUUUUUCCGUCGUGUCAUCGAGCAUCAAACCCAAAACCGCAUGACCCUGAACAAUGUGUCCGUCGUCAUGGCGCCCAACCUCUUCAUGUUCAAAGGUCAAAGGGCAAAGGUCACGCAGCAGCAGGAGGUUGCCAUGGCAACCAGCACCGCUAACAUUGUGCGACUGCUGAUCCGCUACCAGGACCUUCUCUGGACUAUUCCAAAGUUCAUCCUGACGCAGGUCCGUCAGCAGAACAUGGAGAGUCAGAGGAAACAGAACAAAGAGCGUGCAGUCAGGAAACUGCUCAAGAAGAUCACCACUGACAAGCAGCCGGAGAAGAGUGCUCCAGAGGAGAGUUCUCAGGGCUUCAUCCGUGUUCAGGCUCCUCAGUUCAGUAAAGUGUCGAUGGCGGUGCAGCUCACAGAGGACCUGCAGGCUGCAGACGUGCUCUCACGAUUCCUCAGCCAAGACAGUUCAGUGUCUGUGAAAAGGGAUGAGCUCUGUUUAUAUGAAAUCGGAGGCAACAUCAAGGAGCGGUGUCUAGACGGGGAGACCUACAUGAAGGACCUGUUCCAGUUGAAUCCUGCAGCAGAGUGGGUGAUCCGUGUGGUCCAGCGAUGAUCCCUGCUCUCACCUCUGUACCUGUGUAGUUUUAAAUACCUUCUCAUUCAAAGGGAAACAUGCUGCCUCUUCUCUCAAACGGACACACACGUUUUUAACCCGAUUAAAGUCUUGGCACUGGUUGUCAAUGGCUUAUUAUUAUAUAUAUAUUUUUUUACAUUUUUUAAAGGUGCUGUACCUGAUUUUUACUGUCUUAAAAACAGAUCUAGUUCAUUUUAAACAUUUUUCAAUGGUUCCUCAUUUACAUUAUGCAUUUAGAGCAUCCAGUUAUUCACCAUGAUGAGGUAAGUUUCACAGCUCUCAGAGACUAGAGUGGACGAUUGCUGUCAGAGUAAUGCUAGCAACUAGCAUGCCAACAUCAAACUUCCUGUUUAUCAGUCAAUAAAACACUUUUUAAUUGGAUACAGACAGCUCACAGUGGACUAAUUUUGACUUCAGGAGCUGCUUUUACAAUGAAUAUGUAUAUACUUUUGCUCAAAUAUAUGGAAGAAAAUCAGGUACAGGCCCUUUAAUGUAAUGCCUUACUACCACCUUUAACCUUUUCAGCCUUACUGUACAUAGGUGCGUGGUGGAAGAGUAGUUAGCACUUCAGCCUUACAGCAGAAAGGUCCCUAGUUCAAUAUAUAAUAGGUUGUGUUCACAUGAUAUCAGCACAUUGUAGAAUCCCUGUAGUUUAAAGGGGCACUAUGUAACUUCUAUGGGUCCGCUUCUUGCUUGAUCCAUUGAGAUGUUAUUUCUGUGCCUGGAAUGUCUUCUAGCUUAAAAAUACCUUUAAAAACAUGAACUCUUACCAUAUGCAGACUCGCUUUUCCAUAGGUCUGACGAUUAACCUGUCUCCAUUGUGAUUACCAAGUUUAUUUUCAUACUGUGGAAUAAUCAAGGCAAAACAGUAAUGUCUCCACCGUAACAAGAAGGUUUCAGAACCUUUCAGAGAAAAGUUACAUAGUGCACCUUUAUUAACACUUCAGAGAAUGAAGGCUACUGAUACUAAGAUCAUGCCUUUUUUUCCAAAUUAAUUCAUUUAUAUGGAGCAAAAAUUCAAACCACUGUCUUGUAUUCAUCAAUGACACAUGUAAUGCACUGUGAUUUAAGUCCAAUUAUCAUUUUGUUCCUGUAACCACUGAUUAAGUCUGAUAUUUCUGUAUUUAUUUCCUAAUGAAGUGUUAAAGCUGCUCAUGUGAUUUCUGUUGAGUCACAACUUUAAAUAUGUUUUUGACAAUCAUGGUCUGAACUAAACCACAGCACAAUGACAACUCUGCAGGUCAAUGUUUGAGUUGUGGGAACUUUUUCAGGAGACCUAAAAUAUAUGGUGAAGAAAUUUGGUUGCCUUUUAGACUUUUAUUUCACUAGAAAAUGAAAUUUUGAAUGAAACAAAACACAACUCCAGGUAUGUUUUGAUGAGGAAACUACAUUAUAACAUAGAUCAGAAAAUAUCAUAUGGGCACUUUAAAUACAACUCAAAUCAAGAUUAAUAUGCUGAAUUAAAGUCAUUUACACAGAAACACAGAUUAUUUUUUUUACAGUGUGGUCUUUUGUUUUCAUUAUUUUGAUAAAGUUGUAUUUUGAGUAUUGCUGAUCGUGAACAGGCCUGUGAGAUUCAUUGUAACUGUGAAUGAAACUUUGGGAUGAUAUUUUUUUGUGUUUUGCCUUUGAGAUGAUAACCACUAAAAUAUGUACAUUAUGUAAAUAAAUUCUUUUGAUUGUU